This is a messenger RNA of Aphidius gifuensis, 4422 nucleotides long. RefSeq names its product endothelial transcription factor GATA-2-like. Lineage: Eukaryota; Metazoa; Arthropoda; Insecta; Hymenoptera; Braconidae. The transcript is spliced from 8 exons. Gene Ontology annotation, molecular function: RNA polymerase II cis-regulatory region sequence-specific DNA binding; DNA-binding transcription factor activity, RNA polymerase II-specific; zinc ion binding. Gene Ontology annotation, cellular component: nucleus. Bases 948 to 2936 code for a protein of 662 amino acids. Gene Ontology annotation, biological process: negative regulation of transcription by RNA polymerase II; cell fate commitment; positive regulation of transcription by RNA polymerase II. The record is from RefSeq and is a predicted model, not a curated record.
UGUAUACGAACGUGGGGGCCUUGUCAUGUUCGUGUUUUCAUCCGCUUUAGUUCCGCGCCGGGUGCCACGAUAGUUGCAUCGACGAGCGCGUGCGUGUUUUUUCAAAACGUAUAUUACAAACUCAGUAUACAACUGUCAUUUCAUCGAUAAACAGUUAAUACAAAUCAUACACAAAAAUUAUUUGGAUAAUUGAAAAUUAAAAAAUAUAUUAUCGAAUUUUAAUUAUAGAAAAUAAUUGCUAGUGCAAUUGUUGAACUUUUUGUGUAUUUUUUUUUUGAUUUUUUUUGUUAUUUAAUAUUGUUUUUGGAAAUAUUAUUUCAAUCAUUAAUUGUUUUGAUUUUUAUGGUUUAAAUUUUACAUGAAAAGACAAGUGAAUGCUACUUUGGACCAUUUUGUUCAAUAAAUUAUUUUUAAUUAAUAAAUUUGUGGCAAAGAUUUAUCAAAUAAAAAAAUCUUGAGUAUCAACAAUGUGUUGUGAAUGUGUUUACAGUGCAGUGGUUUAGUGUUUACUAUCUGAGUGAUUAUAAUAAUUUUAUGAUAAAUAAUAUUGAGUAAAAAAAAAAGAUAAACAAAACUCCCUAUUAUCGUGUUUGGUCAGUUGGAUAGAAAUACUUGCGAGAUAAGAAGACAGUCAGUGACAUUUUUGGAUACAAAAUGGACUCGAUUAUAGCUGAGGCGUGAUCCUCGAGGAUUUAAAUUUAAAAAAUUUAUUAAAUUCACAAAUUUCGUGAUUAAAAAUUCUUUUUUUUUUUUUUUUUUUUAAUUUUUUUAUUUAUUUAAAUACACAUAUUUAAAAAAAAAAAACAUUUCAAUAAUUUUUGGAAUUAAAUACAAAGGCUCUAGUCUCACGUGACACAAUCGUGAUUAUAUCAAUUUUUUAAAUUUUAAUAAUUGUACUGGAGCGCCUUCGUAGCGCACGGUAAAAAUCAAUAAAAAUUCUCGACAUAAUGGACAUGACCAGUGAGUCGAGCGCGGCCCGGUGGUAUGAACCACCGCGAACCAGUCUCGAGCCACCUUCUGGUAGUGGUAAUGGUGUUUCUGGAGUUGUUGGUAAUCCAGAUUACAGAGGUUACUAUCCACAUGCUGGACCAGCUCCUCAUCAUCCAGCAGCAGCUCACUAUGCACACAGUAGAAUGUCUGGUAGUGGAGUAUCAAGUGGACCAGUUGGACAAGUAUGUCGUCCACAUUUUCAUGGUUUACAUCCAUGGUUAACAAGUACAAGUGAUACAUCAAAAGCAUGGGGUUUUCCAUCAACAACAGCAUCUACAGGUGGUGGUGGUGGUGAAGAUAAACCACAAAGUCCACUUGGUUCAUCAUUAGCACCAACAAGUGGUAGUUUAUCAAAUCAUAAUGGUACAGCAAGUGGUGGUCAUCAUUUAUUUUCAUUUCCACCAACACCACCAAAAGAUGCAACGCCUGAUAGUAUAACAACUAGUACUAGUUCAACAAAUAAUAAUAAUAAUAAUAAUAGUAAUAAUAAUAAUAAUAAUUCAACAAGCAAUAAUAAUAAUAAUAGUAAUAGUACAAACAACAACAAUAAUAAUAAUAAUGGAAAUAGCAAUACACUUGGUUUGGGUGAUAGUAAUUAUCAAGUAGCAGUUGCACAUGCAGCAGCAAUGGCUGGUGCAUUUAUGCAUCAUCAAGAUACAUUGGGUGGUACAUCAAGUGGUUCAUGUGAUGUUAAACCAUCAUUAAUGCUUGGACAUCAUCAUGGUGCACCAUCACCACCACAUCAACAUCAAAAUAAUGGUGGUGGUAAUGGUGGUAAUGGUGGACAAGUUAAACAACGUGAAGGUAAUAAUCAAAAUGGAAAUACAACAAAUAAUAAUAAUUCAGUCAACAACAAUAAUCAAACAACAAACCAACAAGCGAACACCAAUCAGCAACAGCAACAGGAUUAUCAAAAUCCUGGUGGUACAACAUCACCCUCAUGCAGAGAUUCCUAUCAUCCUUCAUCCCAUCAUCAUCAUCAUCAUCAUUCAUCCUCUGGAUCACAGUAUGAUCCAACUGGAAGUGCCUAUAAUAUGUAUCAACAUCUACAAUAUCCAACUCAUCAUUCACAUAAUCCACAUAAUGGUACAUCAAUAUUUUCAAAUUCCCAUCAUUCAACAACUGGUGUACCUGGUAUUAGUCCUGAUUCAAAACUUCUUGGUUCCACGCAUGGCAACACCCCAAAUUCACCCGGUUCCCAACAACAGCAGCAGCAAAAACCAAGGAACAAAUCCAGAACGUCCGCCGAGGGUCGUGAGUGUGUCAAUUGUGGUGCAACAUCAACACCAUUAUGGAGAAGAGAUGGAACUGGUCAUUAUCUCUGCAAUGCUUGUGGACUUUACUACAAAAUGAAUGGACAAAAUAGACCGCUUAUUAAACCCAAAAGACGUCUGUCACUUCAAAGUGCAGCAAGAAGAGCAGGCACAAGUUGCGCAAAUUGUAAAACUGCAACGACGACGUUGUGGCGAAGAAAUCAGGCAGGUGAGCCUGUAUGCAACGCGUGCGGCCUUUAUUACAAACUUCACAACGUUAACCGACCAUUGACGAUGAAGAAGGAAGGAAUACAAACGAGAAAUCGUAAAUUAUCAUCAAAAAGUAAAAAGAAAAAAUCUGGUGGUUGUCUAGGUCUUGGUGGUGUUAUGGGUGACAUGAUCAAAGCAAGUAGCCAUUUGGAUAUGGACAACAAACCAUUUCACACUGGAUUUGGUUCACCAAUGGGCACAACACAGCAUCAUCAUGCAAUGCAUCCUGGACUACAGCAUUACAUGUAUCAUCCAGGUGUCGGUGUCACGGGUGGUCUACAUCAGGGUUUUGCACCACCAGCACCACCAUCAAUUCAUCCUCAUUCACAUCCACAUUCUCACUCACAUCACAUGUCAAGUCUAUCGAGUCUUCAACUUGCCUCAACGAAUGGCAUGGGCACUUGGCGAGGUGACUACACAUGAAUGAGUCCAAGUGAUUUUGAAACAGAAUUGUCGGCAGUAGCUCAGGACACAGCCCACCAUUUUCUGAUAUAUGCAUAAAUUUUUAUUUCUUUUUUUUAAUGCUCACUCAAUGGUAAUUCGUGUAAACAAUAUAAAACAAAAAAAACCACAUACACAAAAAAAAAGAAAAACUAUUUAUACAUAUAUUUAAAUAUAAAUCUUUUUAUUUAUAUAAAUAUAUAUUGGAUUGUACACAUAGUUAGAUAAAAAAAAAACCAGCAAGAUAUGAAAAAUAAGUUUAAAACUUUUUUUAAAUUGAUAUGCGGUUACUCAAUGUUUUUUGUUGUUUUACAUUAUUGAAUGAUUAUUAUUCUCUUAUUUAAAUAUUUAAAGUCUCAAAUGACACUUGUCAAGUGUUGAUAAAAAAAAAAAAAAAAUUAUAUAUUAUACAGAGAAUUAUUAAUAUUAUAUAUUAAAAUUAUUAUAAUGUGUAAUCGUGCGGAUGAAUUCCUUGUAAAUAUGUAAAGUAUAUAAUUAACCGAAGGGUUAAAAAUAAACCCCCGGCCCCAAGUACAAAACGAAGUCAGCUACUAUCUUUAUCGAGUCGUUAUGUUACUGUAAAUAAGAAAAAAAAAAAAAAAAAUUAUUAAAAUAAAUUAUCAUGUGAUGUAAGGUAUAUGAAAAGAAAAAAAAAUUUAAUUUUUUUUUAAUUUUUAAGGGUAUGAAACCCAAAAAAUGACAUUUUUAAAAAAUAUAAUUUUUUUUCUUUUUUUACCUCGUCGCAACACAUAACUUUAGAUUCGUAUAAAUGUAGAAAAAAUAAAAAAAUAAAUAUUCCGUCGUUUGCGUACAAAUACGAGACACGAAGAAUUAUAGAAAAAAGUCCUCCCGCCCUUUUCUCUUUCUACUUUUUAUCUCUCUUUCUCUCUUUAUCGAUGAUUAUCGUGCAAUUUAAGGUAACGAGCAAAGAUUUUAUCGGCACUAUGCGACGGCUGCUCAACUCGCGUUGUAUCUUUUUUUAUUUAUUCAUGUUUUUUUUAUUUUAUUUUUUUAUUAUCUUUAUUUAUUUAUUAUUAUUAUUUUGUUUUUUCUCGUCUUGGUUUCUCUCCACCCUUGUUUCUUCUUGAUGAAAAACAUGAAAAAAAAAAAGCAGCAGCAGCAACAAUGAAGUUUUUAUUUUAAAAAUAUAUUGCAAGAUAUAUAUUAAAUACAUAAACAAUUGAAACAUUAAAUGCAGAUUAAUUGGAAGAAUAAAUGAAAUGAAAAAAAAAUUUUUUUAAAUGAUUUUAAUAGAGUUUUAUAAGCAGGGCAGUUGUUCGCUUGGUGCUUUACCUCUUCGUGUGUUUUACCGGCUAGCAAAUAUAGAAAAUAAAAAAAUUUAUAAAUUAUAUAUCAGUUAUCUUGAGUGGUCAUCGGAUACUUUGGUCAUUUCUUAAUGUUAAAAUAUUAAAAAUUAAAAUGUUUUUUAGUCAAAAAAAUGCAUGAAAUCCCGUCAGAAAAAAAUCAU